Molecule: messenger RNA, 2943 nt
Organism: Equus quagga
Lineage: Eukaryota; Metazoa; Chordata; Mammalia; Perissodactyla; Equidae
Gene: IGF2BP1
Product: insulin like growth factor 2 mRNA binding protein 1
Exons: 11
Coding region: 197-1675 (492 amino acids)
Biological process (GO): nervous system development; regulation of gene expression
Cellular component (GO): cytosol; nucleus; cytoplasm
Molecular function (GO): mRNA 3'-UTR binding
Source: RefSeq, a predicted model, not a curated record
UACACCCAGAUCUCUUGGGGGCUGGGUAGGAAAAUCAAAAGAAGACAUAGAAAGGAAAAUGCAGGAAGGUUAAUGUGAAUUUUCUAGGAGUUCUGGUGAAAGGGACCUGAAAGGGAAGUGUUUGCGUCGUCAUUCAAGUAUUUCAUAAGCUCCAAAGAAUCAGCUAGAUGCCUCCUUCACCUCACAACGUGGAAGGAUGAGCCUUAACGCUCGGGAUUCAUCGGCGGCAUCACCAGAUUUCGCUGCUCUGACCCUGGCCUCUGUUUUUGCUCCCCCAGUGAACACCGAGAGUGAGACGGCAGUGGUGAAUGUGACCUAUUCCAACCGGGAACAGACCAGGCAAGCCAUCAUGAAGCUGAACGGUCACCAGCUGGAGAACCACGCCUUGAAGGUCUCCUACAUUCCUGACGACCAGAUAGCACAGGGUCCUGAGAAUGGGCGCCGAGGGGGCUUUGGCUCUCGGGGUCAGCCCCGCCAGGGCUCGCCUGUGGCAGCGGGAGCCCCUGCCAAGCAACAGCAAGUGGACAUCCCCCUGCGGCUCCUGGUGCCCACCCAGUAUGUGGGCGCCAUCAUUGGCAAAGAGGGUGCCACCAUCCGCAAUAUCACAAAACAGACCCAGUCGAAGAUAGACGUGCACAGGAAGGAGAAUGCAGGUGCUGCGGAGAAGGCCAUCAGCGUUCACUCGACCCCCGAGGGCUGCUCCUCUGCCUGUAAGAUGAUCUUGGAGAUUAUGCAUAAGGAGGCAAAGGACACCAAAACGGCUGACGAAGUUCCCCUGAAGAUCCUGGCCCAUAAUAACUUUGUGGGGCGUCUCAUUGGCAAGGAAGGACGCAACCUGAAGAAGGUGGAGCAGGACACAGAGACGAAAAUCACCAUUUCCUCGCUGCAGGACCUCACCCUCUAUAACCCCGAGAGGACCAUCACUGUGAAGGGGGCUAUCGAGAACUGCUGCAGGGCCGAGCAGGAGAUCAUGAAGAAAGUUCGGGAGGCCUAUGAGAAUGACGUGGCUGCCAUGAGUCUGCAGUCUCAUCUCAUCCCCGGCCUGAACUUGGCUGCUGUAGGUCUUUUCCCAGCCUCGUCUAGUGCGGUUCCUCCGCCUCCCAGCAGCGUCACUGGGGCCGCUCCCUACAGCUCCUUUAUGCAGGCUCCAGAGCAAGAGAUGGUGCAGGUGUUUAUUCCCGCCCAGGCGGUGGGCGCCAUCAUCGGCAAAAAGGGGCAGCACAUCAAGCAGCUCUCCCGUUUCGCCAGCGCCUCCAUCAAGAUUGCUCCUCCUGAAACUCCUGACUCCAAAGUUCGUAUGGUCAUCAUCACUGGACCCCCAGAGGCCCAAUUCAAGGCUCAGGGAAGAAUUUACGGUAAGCUCAAGGAGGAGAACUUCUUUGGUCCAAAGGAGGAAGUAAAGCUGGAGACUCACAUCCGGGUACCAGCGUCAGCAGCUGGCCGGGUCAUUGGCAAAGGUGGCAAAACGGUGAAUGAGUUGCAGAAUUUGACAGCAGCUGAGGUGGUGGUGCCAAGAGAUCAGACCCCUGAUGAGAACGACCAAGUCAUCGUCAAGAUCAUUGGGCAUUUCUAUGCCAGCCAGAUGGCUCAGCGGAAGAUCCGAGACAUCCUGGCCCAAGUUAAACAGCUGCACCAAAAGGGACAAAGUAACCAGGCCCAGGCACGGAGGAAGUGACCAGCCUCUUUCCAUCCCGUUGACUCAAGGACCACGGGCUGAAGUCGAGAGCGCGUUCUCCCCAGCAGACCUGAGAAUGAGUGGGAAUCAGGGACCCUCGGGCUGGGAUGGAGAUCAGGUUUGCCCACUUGGUUGAGAAAGAUGUUCCAGUGAGGAACCCUGAUCUCUCGGCCCCAAAUACCCAACCAAUUGGCCUAAGACUGCCCGCCCCUCAGGAUGUCACCAUGGAAAUUCUAGCUCAGGGUGCUUUUAAACGUGGAUUGUUAAGUAAGGUCUCAAGGUCCCACCGAGAGGGUAGGUCAGACCCCAGUGGGAAGAGAAAUAAAAUUUCCUUCAGGUUUUUAAAACAUGCAGAGGGGUGUUUUAAUCAGCCUCAAAGGAUGGUUUGCUUCUUGACCCUAAAAUCCUUCCAGCCUUCUCUGACUUGGUUUAUUGAUUAAAAUACCUCUAUUCUUGUGCCCUGCCAUGGCCUCUUCCUGUAUUCACACUAAUUGUUUUAUCUUUACUGCUACCAGAAAAAGUGGGAACCAAUGCAUUGCUCUGCUUCUGUUAUUGACUCAAAGGGAGAAGACACGUCAGCCUCUGUAGUUUAAUUCCAAUCCCUCCCUAACCAACCAACAGGAACAGAAAGAAGUAAAGAAUGUGGGAGAAAUGGGGAGAAAGAUGAUUAAACAUAUAGUAAUCCACGUUUAAAAGGAGCGCCCUUGUGGCUGAUCUAUUCCAGAUCACCAUCAUGAAAAAUUGGCACAAUGAAAAUUUCACCCACUCUCCUGGGGCUUCCCUGCUAAGAUUCCCCGCCCUAUUCGUGUCCCUCUAACCGUACAGGUCCCACAUGGUCUCCAGGUGCACAUGGGUGGUGCUGAAUGCUCAGCGGGAUAGGGGCCAACCACUGUACUGUCCCUGAUUCCCACCAUUCUCAGGCAGAUUUUAUAUUUUUUUAAAGUCUAUUUUAAUGAUUGGAUAUGAGCACUGGGAAGGGGACACUAACUCCCCUUGAUAAAGUCUCAGUUCCAUGGAGGACUUGAGUGGCCCCAAAGGCUGCCACUGUGCCCUCACCCCAGCCCAUGUGCUCUCAUAAGGGCUGGUUCCCAGAGGCAGGGGUUGCGGGGCACUCCCCUCCCCACGGCACUGUUCCCUUGGUGGUGGGGGGAUGUGGAACCCAACCCUGAGCUCCCGAUAAAGCUAAAGUCCAUCAUCUGGCAUAUAUUAUGGCUGUUCAGUAAAUUGGAGAGUAUUUGCUUCUGUUUAUAUCUUAGAGGCGUAUUUAA